Molecule: messenger RNA, 3431 nt
Organism: Sander lucioperca (pikeperch)
Lineage: Eukaryota; Metazoa; Chordata; Actinopteri; Perciformes; Percidae
Gene: usp18
Product: ubiquitin specific peptidase 18
Exons: 10
Coding region: 349-1359 (336 amino acids)
Biological process (GO): protein deubiquitination
Cellular component (GO): cytosol; nucleus
Molecular function (GO): cysteine-type endopeptidase activity; cysteine-type deubiquitinase activity
Source: RefSeq, a predicted model, not a curated record
AAAGUGAGAUAACGCAAAUAUCACAAAAGGCGAAUGAAGUUACCGUCAUUUUGUGUUAAUAUUGUCGGUUAAUGUAUCCAUUCUACAGUCUUCUGCGCAUGGCAACUUUUAAGUUUCGAUUCCAGCAAAGUGACGAACCGAAAACUGUAAAAAAAAAAACGAAAGUGAACCUGAAGCUGUUGUGACGGUGAUGUUAACUGAGAUGAGAGGAGCAGAUUCAUUCUGUAAAAUACACGAAACGUUUGACUCCUUUUAGUAAACCGGCCGAUGCUGAGCUGGACGAGUCUUGCUGCACCUUAGUUGUCUUCAGACCUUCAGGAAGUUUACUGACAGUGUGAAGUGUGUGCUAUGCAUUCAAGGAUCUGCAAUGCUUUCUCAGCUCUUAUUAUGAGAGAUUACUUUGGACUGAGAGGCCUCACCAACUACCAUCUGUCCUGCUGUGUCAACACUUUGCUGCAGACCUUCUUUGCUACCUGGGAAAUAGGAGACCUACUAGACAAGUGGAAAGCAGCUAGUGUGACAGAGGACAGCGUCCCCCUGCAGCUAAAGAGAGUUCUCACGGCCAUGAGGAGGGACCACAGUGGACCCGUUCCUCAUCGUGACUUCCUCCACUCCCUGGACAGGAACUGUGUUCGACUUAAUACGCAGCAUGAUGCUGAUGAGGUGUUUCUCGCCAUCCUGAACUUCAUGCAACAGCAGAUGGAUGACAAACCUCUGGCUCUUGAAAUCCAGAAUCUGUACAAGAUUUCUGUGGAGACGUACCUGCAGUGUUCAGAGUGUCCCUCCGUCCAGACUCUGACGAGCUACCUGCUCAGCCUGCCUCUGCAUGUAAAGGAAGAUCACGAUUCUCUGGAAGACUGCAUGACCUCCUUCUUUGAGCAUCAGGAGCUAAAGGGCAUAAAUUGCUGCUUUUGUGCAGAAUGUGGCAAGAAGACUCCAUCUAAACAGGGUGUCAAACUGCUAUCCCUGCCUCGGAUCUUGUGUGUGCACCUGAAAAGGUAUCGCAAUGGCCGUGGUAUCACCCGAAAACUUGAUUGCAGGGUUACCUUUCCAGAAACCUUUGACUUUUCUGAGACUCUUAAGGAAGCGUUCUCUACAGACUUUGCCCAGAAUGACUGCAAGUACACAUUGCAUGCAGUGGUAGUGCACUCUGGAAGUGCAGUGUGUGGGCACUAUACUGCCUACGUUCGUAACAGGGAGAACCAGGGUUGGUACUACGCAGAUGACAGCCACAUGAAACGGUCCUCCUGGGAAGAAGUGCAGACAACAUAUGGAGGACAUCACAGAGGCACAGCAUACAUGUUAAUGUACAGAAGAGGUUCGAAAGAGGAGGUACAACAACCUGAACUUUCUGGCUGAGUGGAUGGAUGCAGAUGAAUUAUACCUGGGGUCAUGGUGCAAUAUUGGAUCAAUAUGGAAACUAUUGGAAUUUUAAGGGAUAUAAAUGUGUUUUUGCUUUAAAUAAUGUAUUGAUAUUUUAGAUUUUAUUGUACAUGGUGAAUGGUUUAAUAUUUAAUGAUUUUUCUGAGCUCAUUCAGAUUGGACAUCAGUAAUUUCUGCUAAACACCAGCAGGUGGCGUUGAAGACUCAACACACCGACAGGUUUUCCAACCUCAGACCACACACAAUGUGAACACUCUAUGAUACUAGGGGGGUUGGUUUGGAAAGAAUGCUUAGCUUAGAUAUUCACUGUUUGGGGGGGAAUAACUCCUAUUGGAGUCGGUGUUCAUUUCCCUGACACUGCUGUAGCUGUAUGAGUCACUCAUGAAGAACAAUGAAGUAAUUUCUUUUAUCAUUUGGGCUGCCAAAAAUAGCAAUCUUUUUCAGCAUCUCACUCUUAUUUUAUGUAUUGCAUUUUCUCACCACCUGCAGACCCUUUAACAUGACAUACAAAAACUAAUUUGAAAUGACACACCUUAAUGUUUUUUUGCUCUUAUUGAUGCAUCAACACCAGCAUGCAUCUCCCGCCACCUGAGCUCAAAAUGAAUGUGCUUUAAGGUACUGAGAAAUGCCUGUUCUGUAUGUAUCUUAAAGUAAAAAUAGGUUCAAGGUCGCAGUUACAGCCAAAGUGCUUAAAUGCUUGGUAUAGGCUGUCUGCAGAGCCUCUUAAGUUCCCACUCGCUUCGCCAAGAGUCUGGGGACCGUGUGAAAUGGUGCGUAUGUGCUGCAGAGCUCUGACAAAAUGGAACAUGUCUGCACAGGGCCACAGGCAGCAGGCCUAAUGCUUAGUCAUCUCAGUUCCAUGCGGCAGAGGCUCAGCUUUAUAUAUGGGGGGUAUCUUCCUCCCACAUUUACACCAAAGACCAGGGCUCGAUGUUUAUCUAGAUUAGAGUCAGUGUCACAUUGAGCUCUCAUCUGUUCCUCUGACAUGCCGUUUUUACACGAUAGCAAAUGUUGAGAUUAGAGGGUAUGGGAUGUAUUUACAAGCAAUGUAAUGCAUCGUUGUUAGUUGUGGAAGACUUGCUCAGAUCAUUCAAUUAAAGCUGCUAUAAUCAAUAUUUUUAUCUUAAAAGUCUCAAGUGAAAGGGGUCGCUCGUUGUGACGAACUCGCAGAGAAUUAUCCCCUAACUGCAGUUCCUCAGCUCAACGGAGCUUUUUAGCAUCUUUCAGCUCAUUGUUUUGGUUUUCUGGGUUGCAACUGUAUUUCACGCUCACUGCUGUUUUUACCGCAAAAACUUUAAACUCUAGAAUAUCCACUGUAAUGCUACCUGUUCAGCACCAAAUGGCAGACUCAUUUCCAGUAAUAUAAUAAAUUGUGAUAAUAUAACACUUGGAAAGGGGCCAUUGUACUUUUACUUUCGAUUUUGUUAAAACCUCUGUACUUUGACCUGAGUACAUUUUUGAAUGCAGUACUUUUACUUGUAAGAGUGUUUUACAUUGUGGUAUUUGUACAUUUACUUAAGUAAAGGAUCUAAAUGUUUCUUCCACCACUGUUUGAUUAUCAUUAUUAAUGCAUUAAUGUGUAAGCCGCAUGAUGUUUUAGCUAGUCGAGGUGGAGCUACUUCAUUUAUUCUACAUACUGUUGGGUGGUUCAUAUUUUAUUUGUAGACUAAUCUGAAUAUAAUCUGACUAUAAACUUAAGCUGCCAGGUACAUGUAGUGGAGUAAAAAGUACAAUAUUUCUCUGUAGUAACUUUCCACCACCUUAUAAUACUCAGUGUUUGUGUAAAAAAACACAUUUGGUAUAUGCAGCCCCAUUAUCCAGACUGAAUGUGGACAAGUAGGUCAACUGAAAUUUUAACAAGAACGGAUUCUUCUCUUUGUAGGGUUUUAAUCAAUAAUUCAUGUUGUAUGACCAUGUGUUAAAUAGCCUAGAUGUUAGACGAGCACCUGCCCAGCACCACCCUGACAAUGACCACAACACUAACAACGCAAUAGCAUAACAUAGGCAGCACACCCCAAGGCCACACGAAUAAAGUCUUACUGAAUGUC